Bolinopsis microptera is the source of this 1046-nucleotide messenger RNA. RefSeq names its product ADP-ribosylation factor-like protein 2. Gene Ontology annotation, molecular function: GTPase activity; GTP binding. Gene Ontology annotation, biological process: protein folding. The record is from RefSeq and is a predicted model, not a curated record. The transcript has 2 exons. Gene Ontology annotation, cellular component: microtubule cytoskeleton; cytoplasm. The coding region runs from base 34 to 588 and encodes 184 amino acids. Lineage: Eukaryota; Metazoa; Ctenophora; Tentaculata; Lobata; Bolinopsidae.
UUUCUCUUAAACUUAUUCACCAGUUCAGUUACAAUGGGACUUCUCACAAUUCUUAAGAAAAUGAAGGAAAAAGAAAAAGAAAUGCGUCUACUCAUGUUAGGACUGGACAAUGCCGGGAAAACCACUAUCCUCAAGAAAUUUAACGGAGAAGACAUAUCCACCAUAUCGCCCACACUAGGCUUCAAUAUAAAAACUCUGGAGCACGGGGGAUUUAAGUUGAAUAUUUGGGAUGUUGGUGGUCAGAAGAGUCUGAGAUCUUACUGGAAGAAUUAUUUUGAAACAACUGAUGGUUUGAUUUGGGUUGUGGAUAGUGCUGACAAAAGAAGGUUAGAAGCCUGCAGUAAAGAACUCUCUGGUCUUCUCCUCGAGGAGAGGUUAUCUGGUGCCACUUUACUGGUCUUCGCCAACAAGCAGGAUCUUCCUGGAGCUUUGGACCCAAAAGAGAUCAGAGAGGUACUCGAACUGGAUAACAUCAAAACUCAUCACUGGAUUAUUCUGGGUUGUAGUGCUGUGACUGGUGAGAAUUUGUUGAAAGGCAUGGACUGGUUGAUUGAGGACAUUGCAUCGCGGAUAUUUACUGUUGACUAAUUUAGAAUUUUUAUCACGAAUAUGUUAUGGAGUACAAUGGGCACCUCAGUUUUGAUAUAAUUAAUCACUAUUUUCGUUUAUUAGAGAAUUUUUGAAGAAAUAGCGCACCUGGCUCCACUAUUUUUCACAAUUUUUGCCACAAAAUUACGGCGAAAGUGGCUUAGCUAUUAUGACUUUCUACUCUGUUUCGCCAUUCAUGCGGGAAAUCUCAAGGGCCCCCCCCCCCCCCCCCCCCCCCCCCGGUAUAAGAUAUAGGCAUUAUAUAUAUAACCAUUUGCAUUAACCAUUGUUUUGAGUAUUAUACUCUCAGUUAAUAUGAGGUCGCUAUAUUUGAUUUAACUUCUUUGUUUACUAUUUGUUUGUUAUGUAUAAACUUUCAUGUAUCAAAUUAACGUAACAUUUUUUAUUUGUACUGUAUAUAUAAUACUAUAUAGUAAUAAUAACCAGUCAUCCAUACU